This is a messenger RNA of Triticum dicoccoides, 622 nucleotides long. RefSeq names its product aquaporin PIP1-3/PIP1-4-like. The transcript is spliced from 3 exons. NCBI's taxonomy places the organism in Eukaryota, Viridiplantae, Streptophyta, Magnoliopsida, Poales, Poaceae. Gene Ontology annotation, biological process: transmembrane transport. Gene Ontology annotation, molecular function: channel activity. The record is from RefSeq and is a predicted model, not a curated record. The coding region runs from base 1 to 453 and encodes 150 amino acids. Gene Ontology annotation, cellular component: membrane.
AUGGAUGGAUGCAGGCGGGCACAUCAACCCGACGGUGACCUUCGGGCUGUUCCUGGCGAGAUUAUCGGCACCUUCUUCCUCGUCUACACUGUCUUCUCCGCCACCGACGCCAAGAGGAACGCCAGGGACUCCCACGUUCCCAUGAGUACCAUCACCGCUAUCCUUGCCCCGCUGCCAAUCGGGUUUGCCGUGUUCCUGGUCCACCUGGCCACCAUCCCUAUCACUGGCAUCGUCAUCAACCUUGCGAGGAGCCUCGGCACGGCCAUCAUCUACAACAGGGAGCAUGCCUGGUCAGACCACGUGACCAUUUGUGCUGUCUCCGCCGUCGUGCCGGUUGGAGGUGCUGCUGCUUCAUCUGCUGGAGUUGCAACUGCCGCCCCAAAGGGAACCUUCAUCAAACACAACCCAAUAACAGGGCCUCAAGAUUCUGUGCCUCAUCGCCCCUCUUUCUAAAUUACUGAAACGAAAAUGGCUAGGCCUGAUGUGCCUCUUGUAUCUGUUGCUCGAUUUGUUAUGAUUUGAUUCACCAAGAGUGAUUCUUCUACAGUCUUGUAGUAUGGUUAAAUGGAACAACGAGGGAUGUUUCUAAUUUGGUUAUUGCUAGAAUAAUUCAUCGACUUGA